UUCUGAGCUCUCGCCCUGUUUGCUUUCUUCAUCCAAAAGCUAUUUUCAAAAUGUCUCCCUCGUUUCUUGUCGUCGGCGCAACAGGCAAUACCGGCCGGGGGGUAGUAGAGAUCCUUUCGACCACGAUUCAAGCAAGCCCGAGCUUUUCUGGACACCGUAUCAUUGCACAGACACGCUCAGCAGCCGGUGCCGCAGCCAGCGAGCUCGCGAAGUUGGCUAAUGUCGAAGUUGUUGAGAUCAACUGGCCUGCGAUCUCAUCUCAAUGGCUGCGCGAGCAUGGCGUGGAAAGGGUGUUCAUCGCCUCGCACAAUCAACCUACUCAGUUUGCCGAAGAGUCAACCUUCCUGUAUGCAGCACUUAAAGCUGGUGUGCAAUACGUUGUACGGAUCUCCACAACAGCUUCAAAUGUGCGCCCAGAUUGCCCGACGUACUAUCCGCGUCAGCACUGGGCCAUUGAGGCGAUGCUUGAUACCCCAGCUUAUGCAGCAAUGCACUGGACAUCGCUUCAGCCAAACGUGUUUCUGCCAAUGUGGCUCUCGUCCGCUGCGGAGCUCAUAAAAAAGGUGCAAAGCACAGGCGGACAGCAGGAUGCGCUCCGGCUCAUGGCGAACGAAACCAAGCCCGUCGGUGCGAUAGACCCCACUGACGUCAGCACGGCAGCCGCAAAGCUCCUUCUUUCUCAAGACAGCUCGAAGCACAACAAAGCAAGAUACGUGUUGAACGGGCCAGAGACCAUCACAGGGGCACAGAUUGUGGCAAUGGUCGAGCAGCGCAUUGGCACCAAGGUCGACGAAGUUGUCUUUAGCGACAUGUCGAUGCUGGAGGCUUUCGCAGCGGCGGCGCCGGAUUCCAAGCACCUUGUCGACACAAUGAAGGAUGCAGCGAACGAGACAUUUAACUCUCCACUUCCAACUGUGCCAACGAGCCGGGAGAUCCUGGAACUGGCAGCUCCGAAGGUGACACCCGCUGAUGCCCUGGAGCAGCUGCUAAAGUAGGGCGGUAUGAGACAGAGUUCGCGAGCAAGAGGCAGGAACUAGGAAAGACAUAGAUAACAUUUUUAAGCUGAGAAUUGAUGUUUGUCGUUGUUACAGG
Molecule: messenger RNA, 1092 nt
Organism: Boeremia exigua
Lineage: Eukaryota; Fungi; Ascomycota; Dothideomycetes; Pleosporales; Didymellaceae
Exons: 1
Coding region: 51-995 (314 amino acids)
Source: RefSeq, a predicted model, not a curated record